CAGUUGUUGUUUACUUGCAAACGGGGAUUCCGCAGAAAUAGGCGCAUACUUCGUGGACUGCACAAAUUUCGCUAGAUCUACAAGCUUCUCAAGAUUAAAGUGUCUAAUUCUGUUACAGAUUAAGGUAAAGUACAAUGCCAACUAUAGAAAACGAGAAUCCGGAGACAGAGGAAGAAGAAAUGGACCAGGAUUCGCCAGAGAUGAACAGCUCGGAUGACGAGUCGGAUGGUGACGGUUCGGCGGCUGAAAGCAGCGAUAUUGAGUUAGUUGAUGAGGAGGAAUGCUCACGUAGACGAAAUGAAUGUUUAGAUGAUAUGGUGGAACUAGAACGACAAUUUUCAGAUAUCCGAGAACAAUUAUACAAGGAAAGAUUAAACCAGAUUGAAGCGAAGCUAGAAGAAUUGCGUGCUGGGAAAGCUGUAGAAUAUCUAGAGCCACUUGGACAACUGCAGGAACAAAUGCAUGUUCGUACACAAGUAGCAGGUAUUUUGAAAGAGUUACGGAUAAAGGCAUGUAUGACAAAACAUGAAAGUGAAGAAUUGGCAGCAAAUCAGCACAUGAGGAGUGACAAGAUGUUACUGUUUGACUCGAUCAAGUCUGAUUUGGAAGAGAAAAUAAGAAGAUUAGAAGAAGACAGACAUAAUAUAGAUAUUUCAUCAGAUUUAUGGAACGAAAGUCAGUCACAAAAGAAAAAUAAAAGGAAAUCCGAUCCUUUCAACCCUGAUCGUAGACGUAAACCGGUCACUGUGACCGGACCUUACCUUGUAUAUAUGUUAAAAGAUGUUGAUAUUAUAGAUGAUUGGACUGCUAUCAAAAAGGCUUUAAAACAACAGCAACAACAGCAACAAUUACAUAAAAGAAGACCAGAAUAUAAACAAACAAUACAAGUGAGAUGAGAGGAAGCUUAAGGUGCUACUGAUGACAGUGUGUUCUUUAUGAGUGCUGAAUGACCAUCUUUAUGACCAAUGACCUUUAGAGAGUGAAGGAAUAUAAAACAUGCACAGACAGUGACCAGUAUGUGUUACUGUAUCAUUGAAAAAAAUUAGAAAAUUUAUGACAUUCUUCGAGCUUUAAUGGCAUGGACAAAUGAAGAAAUAUAAGGAUUUUGAAACUCUUAACAAUAAAAAAACAGAGCUAAUCCAGUAUGAUAAAAAAUACCACAUUGGUAAAAUUUGGAAUUAAAACCUGUAGUUAAGUGAAGAAACAACAGUUUAAAACUCGGGUCAAAGCAAAACGCAUUUCCAUUUGAAUUACAUGAAGAAACUUUACAGUACAAUACAAUUUACUGGUGCAUGUUCUUUGCGCAUGUCUGAAAUUAAAUUAAUAGGGCCAAUUUCGCUAGAAUCAAGUGGGGGUACUUGAAGAAAAAGUGAAGGCCCAGGGGCAGCAGCCUGACCCUCCACCUUUGAACAUCAGAAUAAAAGAAAGGCCUACUAAAUUUUGCUGUUGCUGGCAUCUGCGUUUUAAACAGGAAUUUCCUGUUUGGUUAAGACUUUGUUGUAUUAUUAUUUAUAUUCAUCCGUACUUUGUGUAUUGAAUUUGAGGUAAAAGAUGUAUUGUGAUUAAAAUAUUUUUAAAACUUGAUACUGUUAAAUGAAAUUUUACUGAAGUAUGAAAUACACAAUGUUAUAUUAUGUGGCAUAUGACUCAAAAUAACUCAAAAGUUAAGGAAAUAUAUGGAUUGUAAUAGAAGUGAGGUACUUGUUAAUAUGUAUUAAAAUCUAGACACUUGGAAUGAGAAGCCCACCCUCCUCUGAAAAUAAUAAUGAAAGCACUAUUUAGUAAUAAUAUGCCAUGGUAUACACUUGAUUAAAAUUUAACAGAAUUCAUUUUUAUCUGACACUUAGUUUCCAAUCAAAUAAUAUUAUCAAGAGUUUCAACAGUUAUCAAAAUAGAACAGAACAAGUUAAAUGUUCCAAUACAUUUUCAACAGAUCCUAUUAAAUGCAAACACAUUUUGUUUUUGAGGUACCUUUUGGUAAACAGGUGCAGAUAAGAAAAGAGCGAGGCACUUAAAGGAACCAUCUACCAAGUGUUUAUGUAAAUGUAUAGAAAAAAAUAAACAAAAUUUUUUUUUGCAACCCCUCUUUAUUAAACUUUAAUAUUUCAGAGUAUCUUUACAAAGAGCCAGUGCAUGAUUUAGGCCUUCAGGUUUUCAAAAUUGGGUAAUUCUAGCUUUAAGGAAAGUAUUACAGUCAAACCUAUGUUAAAGAACUCCUGAAUAAAGGUAGCCACCCAAAUAACGUCCACUUUUGAGAAUCCUUCAAUGAUAAAAUAUAAUAAAGUAACCUCCAAGUAAAGACCACUUAACUAUAAUUAAUGACAAAGAUUUAUCUCUCCUUGGGUGCCCCUUGUUCACAGGUUUCACUGUACAUGUUGAUGUUUUUGGAGAAGCUAGGAAUGUAAUAAAAACAGACUGAUUUUUGCUAUAUAAUUUUAUUUAUGCAACAAAUGAAAUGUUCAAAAGGCUUAGUUAUAAUUUAUAAAUUGUGACAAAAUACAUGUAUUUGUUUAUGUUUUACAUUAUGUACAUAUAUUGUAAAUAAUAGAGUACUGAAAACAAUU
Messenger RNA from Ruditapes philippinarum (Manila clam), 2564 nucleotides. Its product is annotated as breast cancer metastasis-suppressor 1-like protein-A. Lineage: Eukaryota; Metazoa; Mollusca; Bivalvia; Venerida; Veneridae. Gene Ontology annotation, cellular component: Sin3-type complex. The transcript is spliced from 9 exons. Bases 135 to 896 code for a protein of 253 amino acids. Gene Ontology annotation, molecular function: histone deacetylase binding. The record is from RefSeq and is a predicted model, not a curated record. Gene Ontology annotation, biological process: negative regulation of transcription by RNA polymerase II.